UUCCCGUCGCCACGUCUUGCCAAUCAUCCACUUCUUCCCUCGGGCGACCUCGCAACAGGUCUCUGAUUGGCUGAUCAUGAGACACAACGCCGAGGAGUGUCGGUGACGAUAGGCUGUGAGCCCGUCCCGCCUUCCGACAGUUUGCGCGGGAGGCUAUUGGCUGGCGCCUCGGUCCAAUCAGCAGUGGGCUGUCGGAUUCAAACCGGGAUCGUUGGGCCUGUGGUCGGUUGGUCGCAGUCGAGUCGUUGCUUUGGCCUGACGUGGUCGUGUGGCUUCCUGCGCCCGCUCUUCGCGCCCCGUCGCUCCCGCCCGGGAUGGCCCACAAGCAGAUCUACUACUCGGACAAGUACUUCGACGAGCACUACGAGUACCGGCAUGUCAUGUUACCCAGAGAACUUUCCAAACAAGUCCCGAAAACCCAUCUGAUGUCUGAAGAGGAGUGGAGGAGACUUGGUGUCCAGCAGAGUCUAGGCUGGGUUCAUUACAUGAUUCAUGAGCCAGGGCGCGACCGCCGG
This is a messenger RNA of Ailuropoda melanoleuca (giant panda), 515 nucleotides long. RefSeq names its product CDC28 protein kinase regulatory subunit 2 (gene CKS2). The record is from RefSeq and is a predicted model, not a curated record. The annotation marks the transcript as partial. Gene Ontology annotation, molecular function: cyclin-dependent protein serine/threonine kinase regulator activity. The transcript has a single exon. NCBI's taxonomy places the organism in Eukaryota, Metazoa, Chordata, Mammalia, Carnivora, Ursidae.